This is a messenger RNA of Thermothielavioides terrestris NRRL 8126, 2012 nucleotides long. RefSeq lists its product as uncharacterized. The transcript has 3 exons. Lineage: Eukaryota; Fungi; Ascomycota; Sordariomycetes; Sordariales; Chaetomiaceae. Gene Ontology annotation, molecular function: ATP binding; ATP hydrolysis activity. Bases 84 to 1988 code for a protein of 634 amino acids. The record is from RefSeq and is a predicted model, not a curated record.
GGUCACUAAAAUUGCCGUUUUCCUUUUGCAUUUUCGUGAUUUUAGAUUUCUGGCGUCGCGACUUCACAGCAUAAUUUUCCACAAUGCCGUCCGCAUCAAAGGAAAAGCGCCUCGCCAAGCGCGCCGCUGAGGGCAAGGAGAAGAAGACCGUCGCCUCGCGAUCCAAGGCCAACUCCAAGAAUGCCAGCGCCGCUGGGUCCGUGGCCGGUGAUGAGACGCCCCCAGUCCAGCUCGACGCGAACGGAAACCCGAUCGAGUCGGACGCGCCCGCCACCUCCGCCGACAAGAUGGACGAGGUCAAGCGUCUGGCUGAGCAGCUCGACAAGCACGGUCUCUCGGACCGCGUCACAACGGGUGUCCUCGCAUCUACCGUCGCUAGCAAGGAUGUCAAGGUCACGAGUGUCAGCUUGGUGUUCCACGGCCGGGUCCUCAUCACAGAUUCCACCCUCGAACUUACUCUGGGUCGGCGAUACGGCUUGUUGGGUGAGAACGGCUGCGGCAAAAGUACCCUUCUGAAGGCCAUCGCCGCUCGCGAGUACCCGAUUCCCGAGCAUGUCGACAUCUAUCUCCUGAACGAGGGGGCGCCCCCUAGCGAGCUCGGCGCUCUGGAGUGGGUUGUGAAGGAGGCCGAGCUUGAGAUGGAGCGUCUCGACAAGUUGGCGGAAAAGCUGCUCGAGGAGGAGGGCCCAGAGUCUCCGGUCCUGAUGGACCUCUACGACCAUAUGGAGAAGAUGGACCCUUCCACCUUCGCGACGCGGGCCGCGCUCAUCCUGACGGGUUUGGGAUUCAACAAGCAAACCAUGCACAAGAAGACCAAGGACAUGUCCGGUGGUUGGAGAAUGCGUGUUGCUCUUGGCAAAGCUCUGUUCGUCAAGCCCACACUGCUGCUGCUCGACGACCCGACGGCCCAUUUGGACCUCGAGGCGUGCGUGUGGCUUGAGGAGUACCUCAAGAAGUGGGACCGCACCCUUGUCCUGGUCUCUCACUCCCAAGACUUCCUCAACGGCGUCUGCACCAACAUGAUCGACAUGCGGCAGAAGAAGCUCUUGUACUACGGCGGCAACUACGACUCUUACGUCAAGACCAGGGCCGAACAAGAGACGAACCAGAUGAAGGCAUACCAUAAGCAGCAAGAGGAAAUCGCCCACAUCAAGAAGUUCAUUGCCAGCGCGGGUACCUACGCCAACCUGGUCAAGCAGGCCAAGUCUCGGCAGAAGAUCCUCGAUAAGAUGGAGGCCGACGGCUUUAUCCAGCCCGUGAUUCCCGACAAGGUAUUCACCUUCCGCUUUGCCGACGUCGAGAAGCUUCCGCCGCCGGUCCUGUCGUUUGACAACGUCACCUUCUCUUACUCGGGCGAUCCGAAGGAUGACCUCUACCGCAACAUCGACCUCGGCUUCGACAUGGAUUCUCGGACGGCGCUCGUCGGCCCCAACGGCGUGGGCAAGUCGACCCUUCUGCGCCUGAUGACGGGCAAGCUCUCUCCCACGGCCGGUUCGGUGAGCAGGCACACCCACCUCAAGCUCGGUCUCUACUCGCAGCACUCGGCCGAGCAGCUCGAUCUCACCAAGUCGGCGCUUGACUUCGUGCGGGAGAAGUACAAGGAGAAGUCACAGGACGUCCAGUACUGGAGACAGCAGCUUGGUCGUUACGGCCUGACGGGUGAUGCUCAGACGUCGCUGAUGGGCACCUUGUCCGACGGCCAAAGGAGCCGCAUCGUCUUUGCUCUGCUGGCCAUCGAAGGCCCCAACAUGCUGCUGCUGGACGAGCCUACGAACGGCCUGGAUAUCCCCACCAUUGACAGUUUGGCGGAUGCCAUCAACGCCUUCAGCGGAGGUGUCGUUGUCGUCAGCCACGACUUCAGAUUAUUGGACAAGAUCGCCAAGCAAAUUCUCGUCUGCGAGAACAGGACAAUCAGAGAGUGGGACGGCACCAUUUCUGAUUACAAGAAGUACUUGCGGAAGAAGAUGAUUUCGGCCGGUGCCGUUUGAAGCUGUUGAGGGCGGAAGCUUGCA